AUGAAGCAACUACUGCGGAAAUGUCAAGCACCCGUGGUCCCCAAGACCAUUGUGGGUCUGCAGACCCAAGGCAGCCGAAUCAUUGUCAGCGACGUCCGCGAGAGUGUGACUUACGUUGUCUACAAGUACCAGGACAAUGUCUUGAUUCCAUUCGCGGAUGAUUCGAUCGCACGCUGGACAUCGAGUACCACCAUGGUUGAUUACGAAACGACAGCUGGCGGUGACAAGUUCGGAAAUCUGUGGCUGGUCCGUUGCCCUAGCAAGGUCUCUGAACAGGCGGACGAGGAUGGAUCUGGGGCACACCUCAUCCAUGAAAAGGGCUAUCUCCAUGGAACUCCCCACCGUCUCGAGUUGAUGGUUCACUUCUUCGCCCAGGAUAUUCCCACCAGUUUGCACAAGACCCAAUUGGUCGCUGGAGGCCGUGACAUUAUUGUCUGGACUGGCCUCCAAGGCACAAUUGGAAUGUUUGUUCCUUUUGCCAGCCGUGAGGAUGUCGACUUUUUCCAGCUUUUGGAGACCCAGCUGGCUUCCCAGCAACCCCCUCUGGCUGGACGAGACCAUUUGAUGUACCGCGGCUACUAUGCCCCUGUGAAGGGCGUCAUUGAUGGAGAUCUUUGUGAAAUGUAUCUCCUGCUGCCUAAUGAUACCAAGUUGAUGAUUGCCGGUGAACUCGAUCGAUCUGUUCGGGAGAUCGAGCGCAAGAUUUCGGAUAUGCGAACACGGGUGGCGUAUUGA
Molecule: messenger RNA, 735 nt
Organism: Penicillium crustosum
Lineage: Eukaryota; Fungi; Ascomycota; Eurotiomycetes; Eurotiales; Aspergillaceae
Product: Cleavage/polyadenylation specificity factor A subunit C-terminal
Exons: 2
Coding region: 1-735 (244 amino acids)
Biological process (GO): mRNA splicing, via spliceosome
Cellular component (GO): U2 snRNP; nucleus
Molecular function (GO): protein binding; U2 snRNA binding
Source: RefSeq, a predicted model, not a curated record